Molecule: messenger RNA, 3778 nt
Organism: Mugil cephalus (flathead mullet)
Lineage: Eukaryota; Metazoa; Chordata; Actinopteri; Mugiliformes; Mugilidae
Product: lysophosphatidic acid receptor 2-like
Exons: 5
Coding region: 690-1805 (371 amino acids)
Biological process (GO): G protein-coupled receptor signaling pathway
Cellular component (GO): membrane
Molecular function (GO): lysophosphatidic acid receptor activity
Source: RefSeq, a predicted model, not a curated record
GAUACCAAGCGCUCAGGUUGGCAGAGGGAGAUCACCAAGAACUCCGACCCUCCGCUCCUUUGUGAAACAGAGACUCAGACUGCAGUCAGCGGGAGUGUUGUGCCGCACCCUUCCUGCUCUUCCUGGGACUCUGAGCACGGAUCACUGCGCACAGGUAACAGCAACUAACCGGAAGCCCCAACACAGGUGACCGAGAGACCUUUCUACCGCGCGUGGCUCCGUAAAGGAAAAGACUGGGACGGAUCCUUUGUAGAAAGCAAAACUACACAACAAGCUGAGACUCUUUUUAUUACACACACAUAUAUAUAUAUUUUUUUGGCUUUCAUUUUAUUAUUACACUUUGCCCUCGGAGGGCGGUGAACGCGCGCAGGAGGAAAUCUCAGGUGUGACCGCACAUUGUUCCUCCACUCGACGAGAUCUGAUCUGGAUCUACUUGACGGGCGAGUUCAUAGACACAAGGAAAGGGUGAAGACGUGCGCUCCAGACACCUGUACAGCGGAGGCCCCAGUCUUCAGGAACAGGAACAGCCCCCGCUGCUUUGCAACCCCCCAAAGAGGAAGAGUCUGAAUGGCGCCCUAGACCUCCUCCUCUGCUUCCUGUCUGCUGCAUCGUCCCACCCCCACUCCCACCCCCACCCUCACCCACCUCUCCAGCUCUUCUCUGAUCCCGCGUCCACCUGAGACCUCACCAUGGAUACUGACACCUCGGAUACUGAGGGAUGCUACUUCAACAAAACUGUCAAAUUUUUCUACGAGGAGAGUGGCAAGAACAUCAGUGACCACUGGCGCCGUCGUGACUAUGUGAUCGUCACUUUGGGCAUGACGGUUUGCUUCAUCGUUAUUUUUUCCAACCUUUUGGUCAUAGCGGCCAUUUUGAAAAACAGACGCUUUCACUUUCCCAUCUACUACCUGUUGGGUAAUCUGGCGUUGGCAGACCUCUUCUCAGGUGUUUCCUACCUCCACUUGAUGUUUCACACUGGUCCCUGGACCAUUAAGUUGUCUAAAUACCAGUGGUUUGUGCGUCAGGGGUUGAUCGACACCAGCCUGACAGCCUCAGUCCUCAACCUCCUGGCCGUGGCUGUGGAGCGCCACCAAACCAUCUUCACCAUGCAGCUGCACAGUAAGAUGAGCACGCGGCGGGUUUUCGUCAUAAUCAUAUUCAUAUGGCUGUUGGCGAUAAUCAUGGGUCUGGUUCCCACCAUGGGCUGGCAUUGCCUGUGUGACCUCCCCAACUGCUCCACCAUGGCGCCACUGUACAGCCGCAGCUACCUGGUCUUCUGGGCGGUUCUCAACUUGCUGACCUUCUUCAUCAUGUUGGCCGUCUACACCCGGAUCUUCCUCUACGUGAGGCACAAGAGCAGGCAGAUGUUAGAGCACACAUCCCAUAUGAGACACAAAGAGACGGUGUUCAACCUGAUGAAGACGGUCUCCAUGAUUCUGGGCUUGUUUGUGCUCUGCUGGACCCCCGGCCUGGUCGUGCUGCUGCUCGACGGUCUGGGCUGCGAAACCUGUAAGGUGCUGCGCUACGAAAAGUACUUCCUGGUGCUGGCCGAGUGCAACUCCUUCGUCAACCCCAUCAUCUACUCGUUCAGGGACAAAGACAUGAGGAGGACCUUCAAGGAAAUCCUGUGCUGUUUCUGCCGGCGGGGCAGCAACGACAGGGGCAUGUCCGAGGUUCACUUUAACACCCUGGAGCAAGAGAACUGUAAGAGUCGUACGGCCGAGGCCAUAGAGAGGAGCAACGGGUUGCCUCUCAUCUGCAAGGCCUCCGAUGACGCCCCCGUCCCUUCAGAGCACUGGGAUUAAACUUAGAAACAAGCCAGUGUUCAAGACUUAACCCACAGCUGGCAACUGAAACCCACCGACCUGCGUCUGUACACACAAACGAGCCUCGAGGGGCUUCCUCCGCGGCAGACUGUUGUGACAGGGGUCAGAGAGGAUCGGUUUCAGAUGGAUUUUCGACCUCUGCUCCCGGUGGACGUGGAUUAUUCUAAUAGUGUCUUUUAAAAGAUGACCUGAUGAGCACGAUGAGAGACUUAUCUUCAAGCUCUCCAUCGUCAGACAUGAUCCCACACCCCUCCGCCUCCGCCACUGAACCCAACGCGGGGGGGUGAGGGACGUCUGAGGGCUCGUUUCCUGCGGAGACGCAGACGAAGAGCCGCGGACGGAAAAGGGACACCUGCGACAAGCUGGGAACAUUCGGAGACCUCCUCGAAGCCUGUGCUCUGUGGACUGCUAGCCUGCGUCGGUUGCCAGUUUGUUAGGUACGCCACCUUUAAAAUCCAUAGUCUUACUAUAAAAAUGAAAUGAUGAGUUCAGAUCGAGGGUUGUAAUUGUUCCUUGUUGGGGUUCAUCUGGACCUGAAACCUCUGCAAGGAGAUGAUUUAGUGGGAAUAUGACUGGUUGUCAGAUUAGCCUGUAUUAGCUUCUCCUGCAGCCACCUGGGAAAACUACAAAUAUGGUGUCAAAAGUUUCUUAUUACAAGAUGAGGCUGAAGACAAACCGGAAAGAAAUUUUGAUGAACAGGUUGGUCAGUGGUUAAUAAACUCCUCCACUGGAUUUUGUUGAUCACCUGUAGGUUAUUAUAAGGCUAACAGUGGGGGCCGCCAGGUUGUGCAGCGUUCUCAGUCUUUUAACUCGCCCUUAAAUUCACAGAAGAUUAAUAUUGAUUGGUCACUUGCAGAGUUUCAAAUGAAUCCCAUUGCUGCAGCUGCUGCUUUUUACUUGAAGCCGCCAGUCACUCCCUUUUGCCGUCGGCCCAUUUGUUUUUACCUUUUAAUGCCAUAACUUCCGCCUUUUAGAACUUAUUUAAUUUGUUAAAUUAUUUAAUUUCACAGUUAUAAACCAAUUAAAUACAUAACCUGACAGGUUAUGUAGCUUUUGUGGGCCAUGCACUGCAGCAAAUAUGUCUUUUUUUAUGUUUUGUAUUUUUAACCGAAACACAGAAAAAGCAAAAUGAUGAAGAGGAAAACUUCAGACUGAGGACUGUUCACAACCUGGCAACCAAAGCGAGGGAGUGGAUAACCCUGUUUUUAAAUGCUAUUUAAAAUGUUUUCAGGAAGCGUCCUUCAGUUUUUUCCCAGGACAACUCAGUGGUAGAUUUUGAUUUUGUUUUAUAGAUGUUAAAUAAUCUUACCACUCAGUUUUUUUUUUUGAGUUUUAGGUAUCAAUGUGGCCACACUCUUGUACUUUAAAGGUGCCAUCUCUGAGUCAGGAGUGGUUGUUACACAGUAUGCUAUAAGCUGCUCCUUCCUCUAGGCUGUAUUUAGUGAUUUAUAUUUUUAUUUUAUUACUAUUUUAUUUUUUUAUUAUAGUGCUGCAUUUGUGUGCGUCACGUAGCGUGUCUGCGUGCUACUGGCGCUCGAUGUCCCCGUGAAUGGUUUGAGAUGUCAAACUUUAUUUAUAAUCACGUUGUUCAUAGUAGGUGUUUUGUGCAGCAGCGCUCAGCUCGGUGCAGUUAAGCAGAUCUGUCGUCACUUUAAGGUAACCGUAAAGAGAAAAAAAGAAAACAAAAAACGGACAUAAAGGGAAAUCAGGCUCAUCAUUUUAUUUGUGUGAUCGCCUCAAUGUGUUUAAAUGUUUUGUCAAGCGUGACGGAGCAAACGAAAAGACAAGUGAGUGAUGAAGCCGUGCAGCUGAUUUGUCAUGAGUGAAACUGACAUCUGAAUGUUGAGAGGGAGGAGCCUUUAUGAUGAGUGUACCGUCGUGUUUUUGUGUCUCAGCCGUGAUAAUCUACUCUGACUAUAUAUAUAUAUAAAAAAAUUAAAAAAAACAUCUGA